This is a messenger RNA of Elaeis guineensis (African oil palm), 753 nucleotides long. The record is from RefSeq and is a predicted model, not a curated record. NCBI's taxonomy places the organism in Eukaryota, Viridiplantae, Streptophyta, Magnoliopsida, Arecales, Arecaceae.
AUGGCGUCCGUUGAAUCUGUUACCCAGGAAUCUCCGUCCAUGGCCCUGCCGGGCCUGGGCCGUGCAUUGGUGUCGGCUGGCAAGCUCGGGCAAAAGGCCGCAGAAGACCUCUACCGCAAGGCCCAGAGUGGCCGUUCCAGCUUCAUCGCUGAAUUGACGGGUUCAGGCGCCGUCUCCGCUGCAGACCUCGCACACACCAUGUCGGCGGCGUUCUCCGCCCCAUUGCUGGAUCUGGAUGCGAUCGAUGUGCAGCGUUUGCCCAGUGGUCUGCUGGACGCAAAAAUCUGCGCCGACUACCGCAUCGUCGUUCUGAGCAAGCGCAACAACCGCCUGAUGGUGGCCACGGCGGACCCCGCCGAUCAACAGGCGGCGGAAAAGAUCAAGUUCGCCACGCAAAUGGGCGUGGACUGGGUGAUUGCCGAAUACGACAAGCUCAGCAAGCUGGUGGAUGCGCAAACCACCAGCGUCACGGAGACCAUGGACAACAUCAUCGGAGGCGACUUCGAAUUCGAUGAAGCGUCCACCGAAACCGUGGUCACGGACGCGAACGACAAGGCUUCCGAGGUCGACGACUCGCCGGUGGUCAAGUUCCUUCACAAGAUGCUGAUCGACGUGUUCAACAUGCGCGCCUCCGACCUGCAUUUCGAGCCCUACGAACACACCUACCGUGUGCGUUUCCGGGUGGACGGCGAACUCCGCGAGAUCGCCUCGCCUCCUAUCGCCAUCAAGGACAAACUGGCCUCGCGCAUCAAG